AGGAUUAUUAAGGCGCAGGGAGGCUCUUACGUGCCGCCCAAUUUUCGGAGAGUUUCCAACACGAAAUCAAUUAGGCUUUCUGCCUAGGAUUUAAGCCAGCACUCACAGCGUGCAAUAUACCUUCGCUCUUCCAUUCACGCUACCCUUACGGCACCAAAUACGUGCCACUAACCUUUAUUGCGAUUUCUGUUGCCAACACAUCUAUCUAUCCAUUGUCUUCGUUAUACAGCUCAUCAUAACUGGCUGUGCGACUCACGCUGUCCAGUUAGGUGUUUUUCCACGUACAUCGCACGAAGACCGCGUUUAAUACUCUCUGUUACUGUUAUCCUUCUUAUUAAAGUACUCGGUUUCGCUCUUUCUUCUUAAAGAAACGCUAAUAAAAAUGGAAGCACGUUUGUCGGCAUCAACCCGGAACGGUUGGAACGAGGCACCUUUGCUUCUCGCCACAGAUGUCGCCGGCUCGCUGCACUGCUACGUCUAUGCAGCCGGUCGCUCCCCCGCGCUGCAUCAUCUGUGGACGCGCAGGCUCAAUGAAAUCGCAGAGGGUGAGUCCGCUGCAAGCGAAGGCGAGGAGGAGGACGAGGACGAGGACGAGGACGAAGGUAUUCAGCACUCGCAAAAGAAAUCCGCAUCAAUUGCGCGAAAACGAAGAGACGCGUCGGAUACGGGUGGCUUUCAGUGCGUUGUGUCUACGCGAUUGAGCCGACUGCAGUCACUCUCUUCCUCUCACGAGCUUCCCAAUGCUCCCGCUACUGGUCAUCCUUGGAGCCCCGCAAGAAGCCGUUCACGCAUGGAACAGCUCUCUUCCGCGUACAUGUCGAUGGACACCAACGUCUUUGACGAAGUCAGCACCUCCACAACCACUGCGAUCUCGUCGUCGUCGUUGCUGCGGCGAUCCGCGUCAGGCAGGCGUUUGGGCGGCAAUACACAGCAAAGCAGCCCGGUGAGGCCCGCAAAGACGACGUUUGACGCCUCCAAUAGCCGGAGAGUGCGCAACGUCGUUGAGAAAACUGCUGGCGUUUCAUCUGCCAAGACGCCGCCCGUCUCGUGUCCUUUCUGUGCCUCUGCCCAUCUCUCGCGUUGUCUGUCGACGGAAGAGAGUGGAAGUCUCCCAACGGUCGACGCCUCGCCGCCUGUCAAUCCAACCACCACAUGUGUAAAUGAAAACGCAAGAGGCUUCCAGUGCUCCGACUUUAUGGCCCGCGUGCCAGAUCCUUCCUUCUCGAGUGCAUGGAACGCCGCAGACGGACCCGUAGCGUCGUCGUCGAAGGAUGUGCACAGCAAAAUCGGUGCUCCACCCGCAAAGGAAUCUACUCAAGCAGCCACGCUGACGCCGGGCGGUGAAAUCAACUGGUACUGGCGGUGCUCUCACGGUGCGUUUCGUGACGCAACUGGCGCCGCGCAUCCCGAAGAAGAGGGUGAGGAAGGAGAAGAGCUGUCCGCCUACUCACCGCAUACGUGGAUGUCCCUUCCAGAAGCCGUGCACUGCUGGAACGGACGGUGCUGUCGUCGCCACCGCCUGCUGCUUCUGCGCAAGAUGGAAGAAACGUACCAGGAGCUCGACCUUUUCACAGGGGAGCUGCUGAGAGAGACCGGCUUGGCAUCCGACCUCUUUGCUACCGCAUCCCACACGUCCAUGAACAGCACCUCCACGAAGGAGAACGCUUCGUUGUCCGGCUGUGGCGCUGCUGACAGGUCAUUUUCCAGUACGCUAUCAUCGCAGGCACGCGGUGGCCCUGCGGCGGUCUUGUCCCUCACGACUCAACGAUUCCAAACUGUUGUGGUGCAAGUUCCUCUUUCUGCUCCUGUUCCAGCGAGUCACAAAGGAAUCAGAAAAGGAACGAAGGCCAACUCGGCAUUGGCACCGGGGCAAGCAGCGGCAGCUGCGACUCCGAUCUGCCUGCUGAAGUUGGCAGCACCCACGGUGCGCUUUGCGGCAACGUGGUACCCGCCUGAGUUGUCUGCCGCUGGCACGGACUCAUGUGUGCAACGCAGCGAAGACGAAGAUGAGGAGAGCGAGGAGUACGCCUCCACGGCCUCGCCAUCCACAGCAGUGCUGCAUCUUGCGUCGACACACGGCCGACGCGCAGGUAGCAGCAGCGGCAGCAGCAGCAGCAGCCACCACAGUAGCACGAGUGCGUCCGACAUUGACAUGGACGUUUUAUCGGGUCGCAAGCGGUUGCCUCCGCAGCAUCACUUUGCACGCGUCGUGCGCAGUGAUAGUGUGAACUCGGCGUCCGACGCAAAGCCGGCCCCACCAUCCACGAACACGAUAGGUGACGCAAUCGAGGCAGGCCCAGCAAACACGCACGGCGGGGGAGAAGCGGAGGUGGACGUUCCUGUGCGCUGCGGCCGUGGAGGCGAGAUUUACAUGGCAGCAGAUGUGCGGUGUGGACAGGAUACCUGCCCCGCCGACGAAAAGCCGACAGCCCCACCACUUCUUUUGCAGCUUCCUCUCCCGCUAGUGCAGGCAGUCUGGGUGUGUCCUGCCUCGUCUUCUUGCGUUCGGAGAGGCGCCACGAGCGGUGCGGAAGAGGCAGUCGAUGACAGUGACGGCACAUCGUCGCAGGAGGCAUCCGCCUCGAGGGCCGUCAGCACCCCACUUCCGGUGACCAUUCGCACCGUACCGUGGGUGACAGAGCACGCCUGUGCGCUGCGCACGGUGCAAGGUGUGAACGGUGCACGCUCUCCGGUGAGGCCGGGCUACUCCAAGGUGAACUCGGACCCCACAACGAAGACAUCCACCAUCGCUGCAGGGUCCACACUGCACGGCUUCCUCUUGCAAAUGGCGCGCACUGCGGGCGUGUCGACGCGGUCUUUUCCGACCACCGUCGGCUGCCCGCAAAUCCUACGGGAGCUGUCCGCGCUGGACGUGCUGCAUGGGCGAGAGGGCAACACCACAAAGCAUUCCCACCGCGGCCGUCGCCCCCUUUCCGCCGUUGACCGCAACUUCGUCGUGGGAGACGAUGCGGGGGAUGAAAUCACUUCGCAUCGCCACGUGUCGUCCAGCAACACCACCGAGACGUGCGUCCGCACCGAGGAAGAGCGACACGGACACCCGUACCCGAGAGCACACGUGCAACUCGCGGCGCGGAGAGGCGCACACAACAGCGGCGAGCAAAGUCGUUCCUCCGUCUCCUCGCUGACGGAUGACAUGAGCAUUACGCACCGCAUUGCACCGCUGCCGCCGCACUUCGUCCCUGCCUCAAGCUUCUUCGACGAGAACUUCGAGCCGCUCACGGUUCUCGGCCGCGGCGUCGGUGGGGCUGUGCUCCUGGCGCGUCACCGCGUCACGGGCGUCUUCUACGCGGUGAAGGUUUUGGUCGCCCGCGACUACGAGAGCGAGCGCGACAUCUUGCAGGAGGUGCGCGUCCACGCCAUGCUGGAAAACAAGUACGUUGUCCGCUACCACGCUUGCUGGUCGGAGGUGAUCACGGCAAUACGCGCCCAGCAGCUCGCCUUCAUCGGCGUCUGCCACCCAAACGAGGCGAAUCUGUCACGUCAUCCGCGUCUGCAGGCGGCGACGCCGACCUCCGCACGGCGUAGCGGCUCCUUCGGCCUCCCACCGCGGGCCCCGCACGCCACCUGGGCUUCAGAAGACGACCUGACUCGACGUGCCAGUGCGGCGCGGGUGCGCAGUGCCCCUGGUGGGUGGGACCGCCUCACCCUCCCCAACUACUCCAGUGUGUUGCUCAUUGGCAGCGAGUCGGCGAGUGAGUCCCCGUCGCCCGUGACGACGGUGCGACGGCCCAGAGCGAGGUUGCACAAGGCGCUGUGGAGCUCCGCCGCGGUGGACGAGUACGCAGAGGACGAGGAAGAUAGAGAGGACGAUGUCGUCAACGACCGCAGCCACCGUGCUAAUGAUGAUGACACGGCACGAGGACCUGAGAGCUCCGCGUCCCCAAAUACGCUGCGUCGCAGACAGGGGAGUUGGGAAGGGCAUCAUCAGCCGAAAACAGGUUCGGAGCCCGGUGAAGCUCUCCACGAUGCUUCCGCAAAGCACGGAACUGAUGUUUCACACGACAAGCGAUCGUCGCAUGAAACAUCAGGCAGCGCAGAUGACUUCGACAGGACCUCCUCGGCUUCGUCUCGUAGCGACGAGUCAAGCGACCCAGAGACCGGAAGUGGCGCGCAAAGCAGUCGUGGCGAGGACCACACCAUCAUCGGCUCUCGUGUAGUGUUUCUGCAGAUGGAGCUUUGCCAAGUGACGCUGGCGCAUCAUCUCUCCUCACGCCCCUUCAUCAAGCGGAUUGAGAACUUGAUCAUCCUGCUACAAACUGUCGCCGGCCUGCGGUACCUGCACAGUCGUGGUGUCCUUCACCGUGACCUGAAGCCGACAAACGUGUUUAUGGACUACCGGUGUCAGUACGACUCCGUCGUGCACAGCCCAAACUCGUCUAGCACGAGCAGCAGUUUAAGCUCCGAGGACGGGCGGCGAAAGAACAAGGGAUGGGCGAUGCCGUCCGUCAUCUCGCUGCAUCAAAGUGGGAGCGCAGUGAAUAUGUUGUCGCGUAAUUCAUCGCUGGGUGGUGAGUCCACAAACCACAACUCCAGCCCAUGCACAGCGCUGUCCAUCCACCGGCAGAGCACCUUCCCUUUCAAGCCGAACGGUGCCACUUAUGGCAAUGGAAAUGCGAGAAGUUUAGCCAACUUUUCCUCUGCGAUGGACCCCGUGGCGGCCGUCCGGCGUCACACAAAUCACUCUACCUCGGACAAUUUGCCUCCUUGGAGCGACGGGCGCAGUACGUUGGACGUUGUGAUGCGCCCGGCGCAUCAAGACGCCGCUGCUUUGCUGCAUGAACGUUUGGCGAGGCGGCCACCACCACGCUUGCCCCGCAAGCAGGAAGACGCAACACACACCGCGACGUCGCAAGCUGCACAUGCAGCAGCUACAGAGCAACGUUCUGCUGAUCACCUGUUGCAGUCCAACGAAGGGCGGACGUUCCUCCAGCACCUCGCCAGGUGGCUGUGUCAUCACUUUGUGCAGGUGCGCCUCGGCGACUUCGGCCUCGCGAAGUUUCUGCAUCAGCAGGACAUGCACGUUGACGGCUUCGUGUCGAUGAACGCGACGAACACCGUCGGCGUCGGCUCUCCUCUCUACGCCAGCCCGGAGCAGCUGAAGGGCAAUCGAUGCACCGCCGCCUCCGACGCCUUCUCCGUUGGCGUCAUGAUGGCAGAGAUGUACCUGCAGCCGACGACGAUUGCGGAGCGGCUGACGGUGCUGCGCGAGGUGCGCGAUGGCGCCUAUCACGACGCCGGGCUGAUGGCCCGCUACCCGGAGCUGAAGCUGGUGCGCCGCCUGACCCUUACCCUGCCGGAGGCCCGCAUCUCGUUGGCGGCCACGCAGACGGCGCUGAAGGCGCUGUUGUUGAAAGCACUGCAGGAAGAGGUCGAUCUCCACUAUGCAUAA
Messenger RNA from Leptomonas pyrrhocoris, 5410 nucleotides. Its product is annotated as putative protein kinase. The record is from RefSeq and is a predicted model, not a curated record. Bases 383 to 5410 code for a protein of 1675 amino acids. Gene Ontology annotation, molecular function: ATP binding; protein kinase activity. NCBI's taxonomy places the organism in Eukaryota, Euglenozoa, Kinetoplastea, Trypanosomatida, Trypanosomatidae. The transcript has a single exon. Gene Ontology annotation, biological process: protein phosphorylation.